GAGGGGGAGUGUGGCGCGGAGACGUUCGCGUCGUGACCUGUGCUGUCGGGUGACUGUUGGGACCCAGCAUUGGCACUGGCGUGACUGAUAUUGGGAGAGCACGACAGUUCCCCGCGCUGCUGUGGUGCAGCAUAGCUUGGAUACCUUUGCGCUGGACAGGUGACCAUGCCGUGUAACCUGACCUGACCUGACCUGACCCGAGAUGGCGCUGGUGCUCUUGGCGUGCGGGCUGCCGGCUCUGCUGAGCUGGUCCGCGGUCACUGCCGAAGAAGUGGUCCUGCUCGACACGACCCGCGAGCUCAUCCUGGAGUGGACCCGGUACCCGUUCGGGCCACAGUCCAAGCCGGGGUGGGUGGAGGAGAGCUACACCAAUUUCGAGAAGGGCAUCAACUGGCGCUCGCACGUGGUGUGCGACGUGGCCAAGCAGGACGUCAACAACUGGCUGUGGACGCCGUUCAUCGAGCGCGGCGAGGCCGAGCGCAUCUACAUCGAGCUCAAGUUCUCGAUGCGCGACUGCUCGCUGUUCCCGGGCACGGCGCUCAGCUGCAAGGAGACGUUCAGUCUGCUCUACUACGAGUUCGACGCGGCGACGCGCGAGCCGCCGCCCUGGGAGCCGGAGAGCUACCGGCUCAUCGACCGCAUCGCCGCCGACCAGGGCCGCUCCAGCUCCAGCCAGGAGCGCGUCAUCAACGUCGAGACGCGCUCCAUCCCCGUCACCAAGAAGGGCGUCUACUUCGCUGUGCGCGACCAGGGCGCGUGCAUCGCGCUGCUGGCCGUGCGCGUCUACUACCAGACGUGCGCGCAGGUGACGGCCGGCCUCGCGCAGUUCCCCGCCACCCCCACGGGCCGCGAGGAGACGACCAUCAAGACGGCGCGCGGCACGUGCGUGGCGAACGCGGCGCCCGGCGGCCACGACGGCCGCCCGCCCCAGUACAUCUGCAAGGGCAACGGCGAGUGGGAGCUGCUGGACGGACACUGCAGCUGCCGCGCCGGCUACGAGCCGCGGCCCGCCAACCAGUCCUGCCAAGUGUGCCCGUCCUCGACGUUCAAGCCGGAGCAGGGGAACGGCUCGUGCGGGGCGUGUCCGGACCACAGCAGCGCGCCGCACGCCGGCUCGGCCGUCUGCCCGUGCGACGCCGGCUUCUACCGGGCGCCGACGGACCCGGCCGGCCGCGCCUGCACUCAGCCGCCGUCGCCGCCGCGGCGUCUGCGGGCCGAGGUCGUGGACCAGAGCACGGCCGUGCUGACGUGGGGCGCUCCGCUGCGGGACGGCGGCCGGGCCGACACCACCUACUCGGUCGUCUGCGAGCGGUGCGGCGCCGGCGUCACCUUCAGCCCCGCUCAGACGGACCUGAACGGCACGCGCGUGACCGUGUCGGGCCUGAGUCCGGUCACAUCGUACCAGUUCCGGGUGCACAGCCGGAACGGCGUCUCGCCCGUGGCGGCCGGCGAAGACGGACACGUGGCCGUGGGCCUCACCACCCAGGCGUCAGUGCCGUUCAUGGUGUCGGAGGUGCGAGUGGCCCUGGUCCGACCUUCGGAGGCGGUGCUCAGCUGGCUGCCCCCAGCCGACUCCCGGGAGCAGGUGCUCAAGUAUGAGGCGCGCUACUUCGCCAAGGACGAGCGUGCCAACACGACCAGCCUGUUCGCGGACGCGCCCAGCGUGAGGGUGACCGGCCUGCGCCAGCACACCGAGUACGGCUUCCAGGUGCGCGCCCAGACCGAGCGUGGCUGGGGCGAGUUCAGCCGCACCACCUACACCACCACCGGGCACGGCCAGGUGGACUCAGCGUACGUGGGAGACGGCUCCGGCCCCAACGUGGACGUGAUCGCGGGCGUCUCGGUGGCCGUCGGCGUCCUGCUGGCCGUCGUCAUCGUCGUGGCCUUCCUGCUCGUCAGGAGUCGGAACAUGGAAGACUCCAGUAAGAAGCGUCCGAACGACCCGCGACGGACUGAACUUCCAGAACAAUUGACGUCGCCGGCGUUCAGCCCGGUGACGCAUCAGCGCACCUACAUCGACCCGCACACGUACGAGGACCCGAACCAGGCGAUCCGCGAGUUCGCGCGCGAGAUCGACGCCUCGCACAUCAUCAUCGAGGCCGUGAUCGGCGGCGGCGAGUUCGGCGACGUGUGCCGCGGCAAGCUGCGCGUGACCGGCCAAGAGCGCACGGUGGCUAUCAAGACCCUGAAGCCCGGCUCAACGGACAAGGCCCGGGUGGACUUCCUCACCGAGGCGUCCAUCAUGGGCCAGUUCCAGCACCCCAACGUUGUCUUCCUGCAGGGCGUCGUCACCAAGAGCAACCCGGUGAUGAUCAUCACCGAGUUCAUGGAGAACGGAAGCCUGGACACGUUCCUCAAGGCGAACGACGGCAAGUUCCAGGUGCUGCAGUUGGUGGCCAUGCUGCGCUGCGUGGCUGCCGGCAUGCAGUACCUCUCCCAGAUGAACUACGUGCACCGCGACCUGGCCGCACGAAAUGUGCUGGUCAACUCGCAGCUGGUCUGCAAGAUCGCCGACUUCGGGCUCAGUCGGGAGAUUGAGGCCACGAGGGAAGGAGCUUAUACCACACGGGGCGGCAAAAUCCCUGUCCGCUGGACGGCGCCGGAGGCCAUAGCGUUCCGCAAGUUCACGUCCUCCUCGGACGUCUGGAGUUUCGGCAUCGUCGCCUGGGAGGUCAUGUCGUACGGCGAGCGGCCCUACUGGAGCUGGAGCAACCAGGAGGUCAUCAAGAGCAUAGAGAAGGACUACAGGCUGCCGGCGCCGAUGGACUGUCCGGAGGCGCUGCACCAGCUGAUGCUGGACUGCUGGCAGCGCGAGCGCGCCCACCGACCGCCGUUCGUCAGCAUAGUGCACACGCUGGACGGCCUCAUCAGCUGUCCGGAGACGCUCCGCAAGGUAGCGCCCAGCAGGAGCACGAACCCGCUGUCGCCUGAGGCGGCUGAGCUGGCGUACGUCAGCACAGUGGAGGCGUGGCUGGCCUCGCUCAAGAUGAGCCGCUACGUGGAGAGCCUGCGGGCGGGCGGCAUCACCUCGCUGGAGGCGGCGGCGCGGCUCAGCCAGCCGGAGCUGGCCGCGCUCGGCGUCACGCUGGUCGGCCACCAGCGCAAGAUCAUGAACAGCGUGAUGGCGCUGCGCGUCCAGGCGCGCGUCAACCGGCCCGAGGCCUGCUUCGUGUAGCGGCCGCGUGCGGCGCUAGUG
Pollicipes pollicipes is the source of this 3196-nucleotide messenger RNA. RefSeq names its product ephrin type-A receptor 4. The transcript is spliced from 17 exons. Gene Ontology annotation, molecular function: transmembrane-ephrin receptor activity; protein binding; ATP binding. Gene Ontology annotation, cellular component: plasma membrane; dendrite. Gene Ontology annotation, biological process: ephrin receptor signaling pathway; protein phosphorylation; axon guidance. The coding region runs from base 203 to 3175 and encodes 990 amino acids. The record is from RefSeq and is a predicted model, not a curated record. NCBI's taxonomy places the organism in Eukaryota, Metazoa, Arthropoda, Thecostraca, Pollicipedomorpha, Pollicipedidae.